GGCUACGUCCAGUAGGCUGACUGCGACGUUUCCGCCGUACUGCGCUGCAGCAUGGACGGGGCCAAUCCGACUUCCCCUGUCAAUCCCCUAGCUCCUUAUCCUCCGCUACUGCCGACGGAAAUCCGGAGUCGUGCCCCAGAGUUCUACGGCUUCGUUGCAUGGACCUCCACCUGUCUCCUCUUCUGCUUCUUUUUGCUAUGGGCUUUGCUGCCAGAUGAUUAUAUUUCCUGGCUCGGUGUCACUUGGUACCCCAGUCGGGAGUGGACCCUCCUGCUGCCCGCAUACUCGAUCAUCCUCGUCCUUCUCACCUACUUCACCUACUUCGCGCUGGCGUUUGCCGACACACCCGGUUUCGCCGACAUAUGCACGAUAACAGGUGCGUUCUCUUGCGCCGCCGCAGACCGUGCCGGGUCUAGCCCGUAUGCCGCGGCCGCCCAGCCAGGCGCCAUCCCGCUUAUGUAUGACGUCCCGAUCGGCCUCGUCAACCGCGUCAUGUACAGCGGGCGGUCGACACGAAGCAGGGCCCGUGCGGUCCCGCCCGAGUAUCCUCACUACGACCGCCCUGAGGAUGCCUCGUGCGGGGCAUCUGGGCCACAGCGAUAA
Phanerochaete carnosa HHB-10118-sp is the source of this 603-nucleotide messenger RNA. RefSeq lists its product as uncharacterized. NCBI's taxonomy places the organism in Eukaryota, Fungi, Basidiomycota, Agaricomycetes, Polyporales, Phanerochaetaceae. The transcript is spliced from 3 exons. The record is from RefSeq and is a predicted model, not a curated record. The coding region runs from base 52 to 603 and encodes 183 amino acids.